UUUUCGUUUAGUAUGUUAAGGAGUUUAACUUUUACUAACACAUUUAUUUUGAAUCAAUUAAUUUUUCAGACGUGGAGGCUUUAGCUAUGAAAUGUGGAUUGGAGAUCACUCGUGGCAGAAAAGGCAAACUGAAAUUAUUUUUCGCCGGUUAUGAGUACUUGCGAAAUUUUUGCAAAGGUCCAAAAACGUAUUGGCUUUGUGCAAGGAAUCGUGAAAUUCGUUGCCAUGCGCGUGUCAUCACCUCUUCACGGACUGGUGAAUUGGUUAUAAGAAAUCCAAAUCACAAUCACACACCGCCAGAGCAGCCAAAACAACAAUGCCCAAAUCAAAAUCACACGCCGCUAAACAAACCGAAGCAGCCAAAACAGCAAUGCCUAAAGGAAGAUAGUUUUAUUUGGAGUUUAAAUUACGGAAAUGAGAAAGAAUAAAAAUGAUGAAAAAUUAA
Molecule: messenger RNA, 445 nt
Organism: Rhagoletis pomonella (apple maggot)
Lineage: Eukaryota; Metazoa; Arthropoda; Insecta; Diptera; Tephritidae
Exons: 1
Coding region: 87-428 (113 amino acids)
Source: RefSeq, a predicted model, not a curated record